This is a messenger RNA of Quercus robur (English oak), 3494 nucleotides long. Its product is annotated as nuclear pore complex protein NUP107. Gene Ontology annotation, biological process: regulation of DNA-templated transcription; post-transcriptional tethering of RNA polymerase II gene DNA at nuclear periphery; mRNA export from nucleus. Gene Ontology annotation, cellular component: nuclear pore; nuclear pore outer ring. The transcript has 24 exons. Gene Ontology annotation, molecular function: structural constituent of nuclear pore. Bases 79 to 3345 code for a protein of 1088 amino acids. The record is from RefSeq and is a predicted model, not a curated record. NCBI's taxonomy places the organism in Eukaryota, Viridiplantae, Streptophyta, Magnoliopsida, Fagales, Fagaceae.
GUUCAAAGUUUUAGCUUUUCUAGGGUUUAAGCCUUGCUGAGCUCCAAGUCCAAAAACGACGACGUAUCGGAAGCAGAAAUGGACGUCGAUAUGGACAUGGACACUUCUCCUAGCAACAUGAACCCUAAAGACCUCACUGUCAGAGAGCAAUUUCGCCGUUACGGGAAAAGGCACUCAGCUACAAGCAUAUCGCCCCUUCGAGAACGUUCAGUCUCAAAGUUCAGUGAAUCCAGGCUAUUGUAUGAUGGACAGAGUAUCCAUAGCCCAACUAAUGCGGCCCUUUUUCUUGAAAAUAUUAAACAAGAGGCUGAGAGCAUUGUUGCUGAUCGCUCAGAAGGAACACCUGCAAGGACACAAUCUGCUUCUAAAUGGAGAUCAUCCAUUGAUGGUCAUGGAAUGACAGAUAUGGAUACCGGUACUGAUUCAGUUCGCUAUUCGCUAAAAGCUUGUAAGCAUGAGGAUGACUCAUUCGCUGAUGUUGGAGAUACAACUUUUGCUCUAUUUGCAUCUCUACUUGAUUCUGCUAUUCAAGGUUUGAUGCCUAUUCCUGAUCUGAUACUAAGAUUUGAGAGAUCUUGCCGAAAUGUUUCAGAGUCAAUGAGAUAUGGGUCCAAUGUACAGCAUCGGGUAGUAGAGGACAAAUUGAUGAGGCAGAAGGCUCGACUCCUGCUUGAUGAGGCUGCUUCCUGGUCUCUUUUGUGGUACCUCUUUGGGAAAGUGUCGGAAGAACUCCCAAAAGAGCUAAUCCUGUACCCCCAAACAUCACAUUUGGAGGCAUGCCAAUUUGUUGCAGAAGAUCAUACAGCACAAUUAUGUCUCCGAGUUGUUCAAUGGCUUGAAGAUUUGGCUUCCAAAGCACUUGACUUAGAAAGCAAGGUGCAAGGAUCUCAUGUUGGUACCUAUCUCCCCAGCUCUGGAGUUUGGCAUCAUACUCAACGGUAUCUUAAGAAAGGAGCCUCCAAUACAAACACCGUUCAUCACUUGGAUUUUGAUGCUCCAACACGCGAACAUGCUCAUCAGCUACCUGAUGAUAAAAAACAAGACGAAUCUCUUUUAGAAGAUGUCUGGACCCUUUUAAGGGCUGGAAGACUGGAAGAGGCAUGUGAUCUUUGCCGGUCUGCUGGACAGCCAUGGAGAGCUGCAACAUUAUGCCCAUUUGGAGGGUUGGACCUAUUUCCUUCUGUUGAAGCCUUGGUGAAGAAUGGAAAGAACAGAAUUUUGCAAGCUAUCGAACUGGAAAGUGGCCUAGGUCACCAAUGGCGUCUCUGGAAAUGGGCUUCCUAUUGUGCAUCAGAGAAAAUUGCUGAGCAAGAUGGUGGGAAAUAUGAAGCAGCUGUAUAUGCAUCCCAAUGUAGCAACUUAAUUCGCAUGCUUCCUAUCUGCACAGACUGGGAGUCAGCAUGCUGGGCAAUGGCAAAGUCAUGUCUAGAUGUUCAAGUGGAUUUAGAACUAGCUCGUCUACCACCUGGGAGAAUGGAUCAAAUUAGCAGUUUUGGAGAUGUAAUUGAUGGAAGUUCUGGACAUAGUGAUGGCACCGUUCAGCCUUCAGGUGGGCCAGAAAAUUGGCCAGUUCAAGUUCUGAACCAGCAGCCACGACAACUUCCAGCUCUUCUUCAAAAACUCCAUUCAAUGGAAACAGUACAUGAAAGUGUUGCUCGUGCUUGCAAGGAGCAGCAACGCCAAAUUGAGAUGAUUCUAAUGUUAGGGGAUAUACCGCGCCUGCUGGACCUUAUAUGGUCAUGGAUAGCACCUUCAGAAGAUGAUCAAGAUGUCUUUAGGCCCCAUGGAGAUCCUCAAAUGAUUCGAUUUGGUGCACAUAUAGUGCUUGUACUUAGAUAUUUACUUGCUGAUGAAAUGAAGGAUACUUUCAGAGAGAAAAUAAUGAGUGUUGGUGAUCUCAUUCUACACAUGUAUGCGAUGUUUCUGUUUUCAAAGCAACAUGAGGAGUUAGUGGGUAUAUAUGCUUCUCAGCUUGCACGUCACCGUUGUGUUGACCUGUUCGUGCACAUGAUGGAACUAAGGCUGAACAGCAGUGUUCAUGUCAAAUAUAAGAUCUUCCUUUCUGCUAUGGAGUACUUACCAUUUUCUUCCGGGGAUGAUUCAAAAGGAAGUUUUGAGGAAAUUAUUGAGAGGAUUUUGUCAAGAUACCGGGAGCUUAAAGUUGGUAAAUACGAUAAGUUAUCGGAUGUACUAGAGCAGCACCGGCUUCAGAGUCUUCAAAAAGCUAUGGUUAUCCAAUGGCUUUGCUUUACACCCCCCUCGACAAUCACUGAUGUUAAGGAUGUUAGCACAAAACUUCUUCUGCGAGCACUGAUACAUAGUAAUAUAUUAUUUAGGGAGUUUGCUCUGAUUUCUAUGUGGAGAGUGCCAGCAAUGCCCAUAGGUGCACACAAAUUACUUGGUUUUCUUGCUGAACCUUUGAAGCAGCUUUCAGAACAUCAAGAUAACUUUGAGGCUUUUAAUGUUUCUGAUAAUCUAAGAGAGUUCCAAGACUGGAGUGAGUAUUACUCCUGUGAUGCGACAUAUCGCAAUUGGCUCAAAAUUGAGUUGGAGAAUGCAGAGGUUUCUUCCAUUGAACUCUCAUUGGAAGAAAAACAAAGAGCCAUUUCAGCAGCCAAAGAGACACUGGAUUCUUCUCUAUUACUGCUACUAAGAAAAGAGAAUCCUUGGUUGGCUGCAUCUGAAGAUUCUAUUUAUACGUCAGAGGAACCUUUAUUUCUAGAACUGCAUGCCACAGCGAUGCUCUGCCUUCCCUCUGGUGAAUGUAUGUCUCCAGAUGCUACAGUGUGCACUACUUUAACGAGUGCCCUUUACUCUUCAGUGACUGAGGAUGUUGUGCUAAAUCGGCAGCUAAUGGUGAAUGUGUCUGUAUCAGCAAGGGACAAUUACUGCAUUGAGGUUGUACUUCGCUGCUUGGCAGUUGCAGGUGAUGGAAUUGGGCCACAUGAGCUGAAUGAUGGUGGUAUACUUGGUACUAUUAUGGCUGCUGGCUUCAAAGGUGAGCUUCUUCGAUUUCAAGCAGGGGUUACAAUGGAGAUCUCCCGUUUAGACGCUUGGUAUUCAAGCAAAGAUGGUUCUAUAGAAGGCCCUGCUACAUACAUUGUGCGUGGUCUUUGUCGUAGGUGCUGUCUUCCUGAAGUCAUUCUUCGGUGCAUGCAGGUCUCAGUUUCACUUAUGGAGUCUGGCAAUCCACCUGAAAGCCAUGAUGAAUUGAUUGAACUGGUUGCUUGCCCUGAAACUGGGUUUCUUCAUUUGUUUAGCCAGCAACAAUUGCAGGAAUUUUUAUUGUUUGAGAGGGAGUACUCAAUAUUUAAAAUGGAGCUUCAGGAAGAACUUUCUUGUUGAUCAUUGCUAUGAAUGUAAAAAUCAAGGUCUUAGUACAGGGCUUGAUAGGAUUGUAAAAUUGAUGAGUUAAUGCCUUUCUCCAGUUAUGAAAGGAUUAAUUUUGUUGUAAAACGUGUUCAAUGCUGUCAAUAUCAAGGCGAGCUUCAUUA